AUCCUGAAAAAGUUUGACCUAAUUUUAAAAACCUAAACCAUUUUUAAAAACUGAACCGGUCCGUAACAGACCAAAAACAAAAUUCGGUCGAACCGUAUCAAAGAACAUCCACUGAAAGCUUCUACUAAACCCCGUCAUCGAAAACACCUGAAUCUGAAGCCUACAACGGUGCCAAAUUCUCAAGUUCGUUUCUUUUUUACAUUUUCCGAUUCAGCAAUGCAAAGUGUAUCCUCAAUCUCAAGAAUUUGGAGAAGCAUAGCCUCUAAUGCCAGAAACUUGUUUCUCUUCAAAGACCCUUUUGUGCGCUCUUUCUCUACGGUUCCCAUCGGAGUAACUUCCCGGAAAUUGCAUCGAUCAGAUAUUCCCUAUCAUUUCCUGAAAUGGGGUUCGCUUGGAUUCUGCAGAACGUCAAGGUUCGCAACUGGGUUCAGCCCUUUGGAACAUAAACCGUUGGAUUCUAUUGUAGAUAUUGAGAGACUCAAGAAUCGAUAUCCUGAUGAUAUUGCUUCAAUUUGGGAUGAUUAUCACAUAGGUAGAGGUCAUAUUGGAGCGACUAUGACAGCAAAACUUUAUCACUUGCUAGAGCAUAGAGCUAAGGAAUGCCGAUAUUUUGUCAUUCCUUUGUGGAGGGGAAGUGGUUAUACAACAAUGUUCGUUCAAGUCCAAACACCACACAUACUUUUUACAGGUCUUGAAGAUUACAAAGCUAGGGGAACACAAGCAUCUCCAUACUUUACUGUUUCCUUCUACACAGAAUUUGCAGAGAGCAAGGACUUAGUACUGAUCCGUGGGGAUAUUGUAUUCACCAGCAAGCUGACUGACUCAGAAGCAAAAUGGCUUUUGGAAACAGCUCAGUCUUUUUAUUUGAAUGAUGUGAGGUACAAACUAGUUGAAAGGUUCAACAAAGAAACACGUGAUUUUGAGUUCAAGGAUGUCUUGCAAGCAUUGGACAUGCCUAUUUUGUAACCAUUUUCAAUUAUACACAUUUGCUAAACUAAGAUUAAUUUAUUUUAUAACCAUUUUGUAAACCUAUUUAACUAUUCAUUAUUUCACUUUUAAUUGUGAACAUAAAUUUUAUAAAAUACUAUUCAAAA
Molecule: messenger RNA, 1094 nt
Organism: Cicer arietinum (chickpea)
Lineage: Eukaryota; Viridiplantae; Streptophyta; Magnoliopsida; Fabales; Fabaceae
Biological process (GO): mitochondrial proton-transporting ATP synthase complex assembly
Cellular component (GO): mitochondrion
Source: RefSeq, a predicted model, not a curated record